AUGGCGCUUGGAGUUACCGGAGCUUUCAGCAACAUCAACGCUAUCCAGCGUCUGAAUGCAGAAGAACUAAGACUGGGGAUCAGCCAAGAAGCCUCCUGGCAUAACCAUUACAAAGACUCAUGCUAUAUUUACAUAAGUGGUCUGGAUCCUCGCCUCACAGAAGGUGACGUCGCCAUCGUCUUUUCACAAUGGGGAGAGCCUAUUGACGUGGUGUUAGUCAGAGAUCAGAAGACAGGGGUUCCCCGCGGCUUUGGUUUCCUGGGUUACGAAGACCAGCGGUCAACUAUUCUCGCAGUAGACAAUGCAAAUGGCAUGAAGCUACUGCAGCGAACCCUGAGAGUGGACCACUGCAAGAACUUCCGGCCCCCAACAUCAGGCAAAGAUGGAGAAGAAACACCUUACCAGCCAACUGGAGCGGAAGGAGCUGGCAUUGACAAGUAUCUUGUCACAAAGAGAGAGCAAGAGUUGCACAAGGCUCGUCAGCAGCAGGAAAGGCUGAAGGAGCAGCGCCGGCGGCAGGCUCUCGCUAGCGCAGCAGAGGGCGGCAAAGAUGUAGACGAAAUGUGGGCAGAAGAAUUCGAGCUGAUGAUCUCAAAUUUGAAUGCCCAAGCAGAAGCGGAGGUGGACCAUUUGAUGCGGGAAGACAAACGAUUAAGAAAGAAAUUGAAAAAGGAGAAGAAGAAGUUGAAGAAAGAAGCAAAAAAACGAUCGAAAAAACAUGAUAUGCGCAGUGAGAGCAACGGCAGAUCCGAGCGUGAUCAGCGAAAUGGAAGUGAUGCAGAACAGCAGCAGGAGGCGAGACGGAGAGGCCGCAGCAGGAGCAGAAGCAGAACACGCGGCGCCAGCACAAGCACGGAGCGUUGCAGCAGUAGAAGGGACGGGCACAGUGAUAGGAAAGGCAAACGCCGAGAAAGAAGUAACAGCAGCAGCAGAACACCCAGAUUGCUCGAACGCGACAGCAGUUCAAGCAGAAGGGAUAGUACCAGCAGCAGCACAGAACGCAGCAGCAGUAGAAGAGACAGAGACAGUGGCAAGAAAGGCAAACGCCGAGAAAGGAGCAGUAGUAGCAACGAAAGGCCCAGAAAACUAGAACGUGGCAGCAGCUCCAGCAGAAGGGAUGGGGAAUUAGAAGGCAGCAGCCGCAGGAGAGACGUGGACCCUGAGGGGAGCAGCAGCAGAAAAGGCAUGGAGAAAGCAGCAGCAGUAGGAGAGAGAGACACAGAGAAAGCAGCAGCAGCAAGAGAGAGAGGCACCCAGAAAGCAUAUGCAGUAGCAGCAGCAAGGGGGCAAAGGAUUUCGAUGACGUGA
Eimeria tenella is the source of this 1308-nucleotide messenger RNA. RefSeq names its product RNA-binding motif protein, X-linked 2, related. The transcript is spliced from 5 exons. The record is from RefSeq and is a predicted model, not a curated record. NCBI's taxonomy places the organism in Eukaryota, Apicomplexa, Conoidasida, Eucoccidiorida, Eimeriidae. Bases 1 to 1308 code for a protein of 435 amino acids. Gene Ontology annotation, cellular component: catalytic step 2 spliceosome; precatalytic spliceosome; U2 snRNP. Gene Ontology annotation, molecular function: RNA binding. Gene Ontology annotation, biological process: mRNA splicing, via spliceosome.